UGGUGAUUGGCAUUGGUUGACUCUUGUUUAGUUUCGGUUGAUUUGCCGCAGCAGUGAAAAAAAUAUAGCUGAAAACAUGGACGACGACUUUGUCAUGAUCCCCGACGUGAACACAUUAGAGCCUCACAUUAAAAUGUUCGCAGUGAAAACCACCCAAGUUAUCGUGCAAUCCAGGAUGAAACAGAAAUCCAAGACCAUCGGCAGUCCCAUUCCAAUCCGCAACGAUUGGUUCGGCCUCAGGAUUGACGAUCAGCCGGAAGUGUUGGCGGAGACAGAGAAGGUGCUCCAAGUCAAGAAGCAUGAAUCGGUUGUCACACGGCUUCCACUAAAUGUAGAGAUAUCUCUACAGACUCCCGAUGAAGAUAGCAUAGUCCUCGAGGUUUGGACGCUCAGUGUGCAAACGGAUAACUUACAUCCUAAGCCACUCGAUGUCAUACACAGAGAAUUGGGAGUUGUGCUGAAGCUUAUUUUAACAACUACGCGUAUGAUACCCGCGUACAGACUUGCUCGGAAACAAGAUGAGGACUCAUAUCAAAUUUACUAUCGAAUAUAUACCGGCGAACGGAUGGCCGAUUUUGGUAACGAAGCCAUGAGAAGGGUCGUCGGGGAGGUGCCCUCCCAAACGGGGACCAUAACAAUGUCGGUAGUGUAUCUCAAAAGUGUAUCCAUAGACGAUUUCCGUCCGAAUCUUACUUCGGCAACAGCAAGAAACAAACAAAACGACAAUGACAUGAAAGUUAAAGAAAGAAAAAUCGAUUUGAACCAACCGAUGAGUUCCAUUGCAUUUGUAGAUACGAAGAAAACCAAACAAGUUUCGGAAAUCGAUUUGUCUCAGCCUAGCCAUUCAGCGUACCGAUGGUUAUUCACACAAAACAGAGCCAUCAAAACCGCAGAACCCACGACCCCAGACAACGAAUCAGCGCCAGAAGAACAGACCAUCUGCAGUGCAUCACCUCAAGACAUUGUUAAGAAGAAAACCCACUCGCCUGAGAAGGCAGCCCAGGUAUUGAAUAGUGAGGAAAAACUACACGAAAUUAAGUACAACGAUAUUGAUACAUUGAAAACAAAACCAGUAUCGAAAUUCGAUCUAUCUCAAUCGAAAAAUUUUGCGCUUCGAUGGUUGUUCAAGGGAUACAAAGACAACAGUAGUUCCAAUGCACCAGAAGCUGCAGAAUCCACGACACCAGACCGCGAACCAACACUGGAAGAACAGGCCAGCUGCAGUGCUGUAAAUACGUCAUCCCCUACCGGCUCUGUUGAACAUGAUGGUUUAUCCCAGUCCAAGCUGGUAAACAAUGAAUGCAAAGACGAAUACAGCUCCGAUAUCCCAGUAGACGAAUCAUCGCCAAAAGAACAGACGAUCUGCAGUGCUGCCAGUGUGUCAUGUACCGACGAUUCUACGGGUGAUAUCACCCUGCAACCCGAAGAGACAGCCCAGGGUACAUCGGACGGUGAAGAAAAACUGCACGGAAGGAAGGACGCCGAUACUGAUGUACCACCGUUCCGAUGGACAAUCACCGAAUACAUAGACAACAACAGUUCCAACGCCCCAGAAGACACCGAAUCCACUACAUCAGAUAGCCAACCAGCGUUAGUAGAACAGACCAUCUGCAGUUCUGUCAGUGUGACUUCCCCUAAUUACACAGAUGUUGAUUUAUCCCAGUCUAGGCGUUUAUACGAGGAAUGCAAAGACGACAGCAACUUCAACGCACUACCAGAAGGCGUAGAGCCAACGAUACCGGACAACGAAUCAGCGCCGGAAGAGCAAACUAUCUGCAGCGCAACCAAUGUGUUGUCUCUUGACGACACUGUCUACAACAAAACCCUUCAAUCAGAGGAGCCAGUUCAGGGUCUAUCGGAUAAUGGGGGAAAUCUGAAGGACGAAAUGGAGGACGACACCCUCUCGGAUGGUUCCGAAUACUAUGAUUGCCCGUCUCCACCCCCUGUGUUGCAAUCGAGUGAAACACUAAAUUCUAUGAAAGUCACUGAAGAUGUUGUUGGCGACCACCAGCUAGAGGAGGAACCUCUCGGUCCGUUGGAUAAUGCAGGGGAACCGUACGAAAAGGAGGACGACAUACCUUCGGAUGGAUCUGUGUUCUAUGAAUGUAUAUCUCCACCACCACUGCUAGAAUCCGAUGAACUCCCAGAUAGCACGAAUGUUGAGGAACGUGGUGGCGUUUUCAGAGCAAUAAUCAGCAUGUUGCAAGAUACAACCCUCGCCUUGUGGGAUAAUGAGGAGGAAGACGACGAUUAAACCUCAGUCAACAUUAGAAGAGUUACGUGGAUUAUAUUCAUUGAUUGGUAUUUUACAUUGUAUUCUUGAGUUAACAUUAGCGACUACGUGAAACAAAUCUAUCAGAACUCUUUGCAUCGAACAGUCGACAAGUUAAUGAUAUGAAUCAAUAGUACCUGUAUGAUUCAGUCAGUUAUUCAGUGAAUACAUUUCAGUAAGGUGAUUAUCAUGACAUUCAUAAUAGUUAAGGUUGAUUGAAAUAGAUUCUAAAUGCAUGUUUACGAAAUGCUUUUUACAAAACUCGUUGAAAACAAUACUUAUGUGCAAUUGAAUAGCUGUUAGUUAUGCCACGAGGGGGACUGCUUCACAUACUAGCGACACGGAGAAUGUUCAUCAACAACAUGCAUCACAAAAUGUCUUCAUGGUGUAUUCAAGAAGCCGUGUUUCUAAGAUAAUAAUGAUUUCACU
Messenger RNA from Toxorhynchites rutilus septentrionalis, 2701 nucleotides. RefSeq names its product autophagy-related protein 13-like. Bases 77 to 2254 code for a protein of 725 amino acids. NCBI's taxonomy places the organism in Eukaryota, Metazoa, Arthropoda, Insecta, Diptera, Culicidae. The record is from RefSeq and is a predicted model, not a curated record. The transcript has a single exon.